GAGACCGAAUUGAUACAGGUCAAGCAGCAGCUUGGUCAGCAACAGGACCUUGUUCAAAGGCUGCAAAUUGACAACGCGAUGCACAACGAAGAGGAAGAUCGAUUGAGAGAAGAGGCCCGUCAGGCACUGGCACUACUAGAGCAACACCGUCGUUUGAACUCAGAAGAGCGCGUCAGAAAGGAGAUUGAGAUGGUGAACAUUGUCACGAAUGAGCGGUCAGCUAGGAGAGCUUGUGAGGAAGAGUUGAGCCAAGCGAAAGAGUCGGUGGAGGCUCUAACGAGUCGGGUCCGUCAACUGCAAAUCGAACAAAGAGAGCAAGAAGCUCGAAACGCCUUGCGUGAUCAGGACAAGGCAGAGCUGGAGAUUGCAAAAUUGAAGCAAAUGACGUUGAGCGGAGGAGAUCACCCGUCCGACAAUCUCAUUCGACAAGCCAUCAAGUAUAGACGUGCAUAUCAAGAUACCUGAUACAUGACCCACUAGAAGGGCUUGUG
Molecule: messenger RNA, 491 nt
Organism: Kockovaella imperatae
Lineage: Eukaryota; Fungi; Basidiomycota; Tremellomycetes; Tremellales; Cuniculitremaceae
Exons: 3
Coding region: 79-465 (128 amino acids)
Source: RefSeq, a predicted model, not a curated record